Molecule: messenger RNA, 1923 nt
Organism: Aspergillus steynii IBT 23096
Lineage: Eukaryota; Fungi; Ascomycota; Eurotiomycetes; Eurotiales; Aspergillaceae
Exons: 7
Coding region: 114-1763 (549 amino acids)
Source: RefSeq, a predicted model, not a curated record
ACGAAGCAUCGUGUCGGAAUCACUCAGAAUUGAGAUAUUUACGUGUAAAUGACACGUCCUGGUCCUGCAAGCACUCUGCUUUGGGACGGGUAAAAGAACAUUUUCCAGUCAAAAUGACGCUCGUCCUGCCUGGGGAUGUUCUCUAUAUGAUUCUGGAUAUCCUCGGAGAUGAGAAGGACUACAACAGCCUGUACCAAUGUGCUCUCUCGUCAAAAUGCUUUACUGAGUUUGCAUUGACAUCUCUAUACAAAUUGUAUAACACCUCGCCAGUAAGAAGCGGAGGAACCGAUGACGAGCAGUUGAGAAACCGGAGACCGGCGCCGACGCUGGCUCGCAAAUGGGCGCUUAUGUGGCGUUCAAUCGUGCUGUCUACGUUCGGCCAGACUUAUCUGCCUUACUAUAGUUAUAUCCGCUAUUUGGAUCUCGAUGAUCUGGAUUAUCUUCUGAAAGACUCGGGGUUUACCGGGAAGAUCAAACAGGAUUUCUUCACCCCUGAAGUACUGGAUUUCGUGUCCAAAGACUAUUCGUCCAAAGGGAGCAAGCGACUUCGUUCCUCGAGGAUUUUUCCCGACAAUGAAUGGAUCAUGACCAAGCUUGGUGGGGCGAUCGUCGAGAGAGCAACAUCGAUACGAGGAAUGUCCUGCAACAUUUCAUCAUCUACAUUAGUCGAAUGGCUCGAACGUCUGCCGUUGUUGCGAACCUUGUCCGUCUGGUCUGGGGCCGCUCUAACAGACCAUGCGGGUGAUAAACUCCGUGCCCAUUGUCCUGACUUCAAGCAACUCACAAUUUACGGAUGGGCGUCCAAGACUGCCGAGACCGACUGCGAGGAGUUCCUGAAUGAAUUGAGCCCCAACACCCUGGAGUAUUUCGAAGUAUUCAGUUACUCUCAUUUAGGCCCGCGCUCGAUCAAGGCGUUGGGAUGCCACCUAGAUUCUCUAAGAGAACUGAAGCUCACAAGCUUGUCCAUCGAAGCGAUCGCGGAACUUCCCACAUUGGCAGCACCACCAGAGCUGGAGGUCUUGGUCCUAACGGACUCAAUCCCCACAGCCAAAACCGACGAGUUCUAUUCCAUCAUAACGCGCGUUGCUGAAUGGAUACGCAGUUGCAAAGCAUUGAAGCGCCUUGAUCUCCGGAAGUUCGUUGACGAUCCGAACCUGCUGUCGCAGGUCCUCACUGAAGACGGGUUUCAACUGUCCAGUCUCUCGUUGGAGGGUUACAUAAUGUCUCAAAGUCGAGCUUUCCACGAGGCUCUUGGCUCACAACAGUCUCUACGAAGCCUCUAUCUCCGCGGAGAAUCAACUGAAAACUACAUCGAAAACGAAGUAUUUGUGCAAGCACUCUUGCAGCUGAACAAUCUGGAAGAGCUUGAACUCAAGGACAUUUCCGAUGGCUUCUCGCUCAACCAUAUUGCAGUAUUGACUCCGUUUCUCCCCCACUUGAACCGACUAUGGAUCAGCGGCGACUACCUGAACGACGAGGUGUGGAAAUCGUUCCAGUGUCUCCCCAAUCUUCGGAGCCUCGUCAUCCACGCCCUGAGCGAGUUCACGUCUCGCGGGAUCCUCGACUUCAUCUCGCGCCUAGGACCGGGCAAUCACGGGUUCAGCUUGUCGAUCUUAAACGCCACCACAGAUGCGAAUAUCACCGAAGAAGCGCAAACUGUAAUCCGCGAGACUCUGAAGACCAAGCUGGAUGGGUCGUUUGAUUUUGGUUUAGCACAAGAGGAAUUCAGUGACAUGGACUCCGACGCUGAAAUGUCGGAUUAAUUGGCCAGUAAUGGCGCCUGGGAGAAACGAGUGUCUGUUAAUUGUUCCUAUUUCGGUAAUCUAAGUAGUUCGUCAGAAGCCCACGCGGGUUUUUCUAGUGAGGAGAGAAAAGGAGCAAUGAUUGGUUCUGGAAAGAAAAUGAAACCGAAUCAAACUGAUG